AUGGAUACUCUGAGGGCGGUGUAUCGUUUUAUCACCUGGCCUGUGACUCAAAUUGUUGAAAAGACAGUGGAAGUUCCUAUUCGAUCAACCGGUGGCGCACAUGCUAAACUGGCCGGUGUGCUUGGAGCAGCAGCGAUUGCUGCGUUAGCUUACGGUGCACAUGGCAUGACCUUAUUUGGAUUUAGCUUUCAAAAUAGUACAAAAUCUGAGGAGCGUCUCCGCACUUUUAAAAGUGGUGCAGACAUCCACAUUCUACACUCGUUGGCUUUAUUGGGCGUACGUUCUUCCAGAUUCCCACAACUGACGACCUCUCUGCUUCUGACCGGCACUAUCUUGUUCUCUGGGACUUGCUACUACACCGCCCUCUCGAAUGACAGUAGGUUUGUGAGCAUCGCCCCUGUCGGUGGCGUCACUCUCAUCCUCGCUUGGUUGUCCUUUGCUUUAUAA
This is a messenger RNA of Hydatigera taeniaeformis, 447 nucleotides long. The record is from the annotation of a GenBank genome assembly. Lineage: Eukaryota; Metazoa; Platyhelminthes; Cestoda; Cyclophyllidea; Taeniidae.